Molecule: messenger RNA, 1644 nt
Organism: Penicillium chermesinum
Lineage: Eukaryota; Fungi; Ascomycota; Eurotiomycetes; Eurotiales; Aspergillaceae
Product: putative amino acid permease
Exons: 9
Coding region: 1-1644 (547 amino acids)
Biological process (GO): transmembrane transport
Cellular component (GO): membrane
Molecular function (GO): transmembrane transporter activity
Source: RefSeq, a predicted model, not a curated record
AUGGUGGCGCAGGAUCAGGAUCUCGCCGGUCGCGAUCAGCAUGGCGACGAUGCAGAACUUGAUCGGAGUCAAGAGGAGGUCAAGGAUGACGCGGCGUUGCUGCAAACGAUGGGCUACAAGCCGGUGCUUCAUCGAACAUACACGCUCUUUGAAAACUUUGCGACCACUUUUGCUGCCCUGUACUUCGUUGGUGGCGUCCGAGUUACCUACAGCACUGGAAUCGCCGCCGGUGGAAACCUGGCCUACUGGACCAGCUACCUGGUAACCCUGGUUUUCACUUUCAUCACGGCGGCUGUGAUCGCAGAGGUCUGCUCGGCCUCGCCUUCUGCUGGCUCCAUCUACCUCUGGGCUGCCGAAGCAGGCGGCCCGCGAUUUGGGCGGCUGUUAGGAUUCACCGUUGCGUGGUGGAGUACGACUGCGUGGACUACUUUCUGUGCUAGUAACACCCAGUCUGCUGUCAAUUACAUGCUCGCGGAAUUGACUGUCUUCAACGUGGACUUCCCUAGCGACACCGACAGUGUCAAGUUCCGGGCUGUCCAGUGGAUUUGCACCGAGGUGCUGUUGGCCCUGGCUGCGCUUCUGAACUUCCUGCCUCCCCGGCACUUCAAAAAUGUCUUCCGCAUCUCUGCAGCUUUUGUGAUGUUGGACUUUUUCUUGAACCUGAUCUGGCUGCCCAUUGGAACGGCCAACACAUGGGGAUUCCGCUCCGCCCAUGAGGCUUUCAUGACGACUUACAACGGCACCGGUGCGCCCGCCGGCUGGAACUGGUGUCUGUCUUACCUAGCCACCGCUGGAAUUCUUAUUGGAUUUGAUGCCUCUGGCCACGUCGCGGAAGAGACUAAGAACGCCUCGAUCACUGCGGCUCGUGGAAUCUUCUGGAGUACCGUUGCCAGUGGUAUCGGAGGCUUGGCUACCAUUAUUCUGUUCUUGUUCUGCGCGCCUACCGCGGAUAAGCUUAUGGAAUUUGGAUCUGUGCAGCCAUUUGUCCCUCUCUAUGCGGUCGUACUGGGCCGAGGAGGCCAUGUUUUCAUGAACGUCAUCUGUAUCGUUGCUCUGUGGCUGAACACUGCUAUUGCUAUCAUCGCCGCAUCCCGUCUAGUCUUUGCGGUCGCCCGUGACGGCGUCCUCCCAUUCUCAGGCUGGGUCUCCAAAGUCUACAACGGCCAACCCCGCAAUGCGGUGAUUGUUGUCUGGGCCGUUGGGGCUAUUGUCACCUGUACGAUCCUCCCAUCCAGCGUUGCGUUCACCUCUCUGGUCUCCGCAGCCGGUGUGCCCAGCGCUGCAGCCUACGGCCUCAUCUGCCUGGGACGUCUGUUAUGUACGCCCAAGCGAUUCCCCAAGCCUGCGUGGAGCCUCGGUCGAUGGAGCAAGCCAUUCCAGUUCAUCGGUGUGUUCUGGAACGGAUGGGUUGUUGCCGUCUUAUUCUCGCCUUACGAGUGGCCUGUGACCGGCGCAAACCUGAACUACGCACCUAUCAUCAUGGCCGGCGUGACUAUCCUUGCGUUGAUCUCUUACUUCAUCAUGCCGGAGAGUGCUUGGCUUCCUCGUGACCGAAUCACCCACUUCAUUGAUUCAAAGGGGGCUACCGCGAACGUGGAGGAAGUCGAUCAACCUACCGAGGCUGGACCCAGCCAGCGCAGUUGA